AUGAAAUCUGCAUCAUAUAACUUCAGUGAGGCUGGCCAUGGAAGAAGUAUAGCAGAUGGAGUGGGCGGAACUGUAAAAAGAAUGGCAGAUAAUAUGAUAGCUCUUGGAAAAGACAUUGCUUCUAUUGAUGAUUUUAUCGAGGCAAACAAGGACACAAAAAUUAUUCGUGUUGGUGAAGAAGCUGUAAACGAAAUAGACAAAGCUAUAUAUGAAAAACAUCUGAUUGCUGUUCCAAAUACAAUGAAACUACAUCAAGUUUUUAUUCAAGCUGAAAACUGGCAACGUCUCCAUCUUAGAGAUAAAAAAAUAUUAAUUGAGAAAAAAAUAAACAUAGAAGAAUUAACAUCAUCGGACAGUUCCGCUGAAAUGGAGUUAGAAGAUUAUUCAAAUGAUUCGGAUAAUAGCGAUCUAGAAUAUUAUCCUAAGCCAAAGAAAUUGAAUGUUAAAGAAGUUGACAUUAAAACCCUUAAAACUGAUGAUUUUAUACUAACAGAAUUAGCAACAGUUACUGACAAGUUGAAAAAAAAACGGUUUGUUGCUCAAAUAACAAACAUUGAAACGACCCCAGAAACUAAAAUUAAUGUAUAA
This is a messenger RNA of Brassicogethes aeneus, 588 nucleotides long. The record is from the annotation of a GenBank genome assembly. Lineage: Eukaryota; Metazoa; Arthropoda; Insecta; Coleoptera; Nitidulidae.